GACUUUCUUAUUGUUUUGUCGACUGGCUCAACAACAACAAACACCGUGCAUCGUUGAAUUUUACAAUAGUGAAAACCGUGAAAACUUGCCGAUUGUUAGUGAUUUUUCUAAUUUUCUUAGCACGAUGGGUGACGAGGAUACUCGCAGCGGUGAUGGCGAACUGGAAGUAUGCCGAACAUGCAUGAGCCCCGAUAGGCGGGAAAAGCGUCAUCGGAGGAAGCUGGUUCCAAUCUUCGCCCAGCUGAAUGGUAAAUUCAUAGCGAACAUCAUCAAGGAUUGCACCGCUGUACAGAUCGACGAAAACGACGGCCUCCCAUCGGCAAUUUGCCACGAUUGCUUCGAAACGGUGAAGCUGUUGGAAGCUUUCGCGAAAACCACCCGUGACUGCGAUGCCAAGCUGCGUAAUCUCUACAAAACAGAACCAUCCCGGGAGCAAAGUCCGGGCGUUAUCGGCUCUCCGGUAGCUGCGGAGGAGCAGACAGAGUCAAAGACGACUGUUACCCACUUUCUUGAAAUAAAAUGUGAGCCGUUUGAGCGAAUAGACGGUGAGGAAGCUACCUUGCAGGAUGAUGAUUUUGAGCCGGAAAACGAUACCGACGUCGACUGGAAGAAAAGCGAUGAGCAAAAGAAGGAGGAAAAGAGGACGGUUAAAAGAAAGCAGGUUGGGUUGAAAUCGAAGCCAAAGCCUCGACAAAGAAGCGGAAGUCCGGCACCUAAGAGGAAGAAAAGGAAAAGAAUACAAAGAUUACCGCUUCAAAAGGAGGAAGAUUUUCUGCUGACUGAAAGAGAGCAAGAACUGUUUACGUCGAUUGAAAUUAAGCCGGAAGAUUAUGUUUGCUGCGGUUGUCUUCAGGUAUUCGGAUCAGCUGGAGAACUCGAGGCGCAUCGUAAAACGGUUCAUAUUUGGAAAAAUGAAAGCCUGAGGAAACCAACAUCCAAAUUAUUCUGCGAAGGUUGUCUCCGUCGGUUCAACUCGGCCAAAAGUCUUAACUACCAUCAAGAGCGUGUUCGGCUGUUGAAAGCAGUUUGGGAAUGCAAGAAGUGCAACAUACGCUUCAAAGUCGUCGGUAAACGACGGGAGCACGCCAAGCUUCAUCCUGAGGGGGAGCCCGUUGCGGUGAUAGUGCGGGUCAGGGAAACGACCAAGAAGGAAUUCGGAUGGGUUUGCUGCGCCAGAAGGUGCUCCCAAUCUUUUACGAACGAAGACGAUUUGCUUGCGCACUCCAAAGUCGCACACUGGAUCGAGAAGCAAGCAGCGGAUCUUGAUCAUCCGGAUAGACCGGAACAGUGCCAGGUCUGCUUCCAACGGUUUGCCGACAAAAAGAGGGUCAUGCAUCACCAAAGGCGAAAGUAUAAGUUCAACAAUUUCCAAUGCGCUCUCUGUGGACUGAAGUUCGGCACCACCGAAAAGCUAACCGCACACGAAGCGAACGAACACAACGAAGGCGCUGCGUCGUUAAAGUGCAAAGUUUGCCAAAAGACGUUCAGGUGGAAAAGUACCUUGACCAAACACAUCGAAUAUAUGCACGAGCAGGAUAAACAGCAUCAGUGUACCAUUUGCGGAUGGACUUUCCGACAGAAAGUAAACCUGGUAACCCACAUGUCUCAGCAUGUGGAAGUUCCUCAGUUUAAGUGCGAGAUCUGCUUGAAAAUGUUUAAAGCGAAACUGCAUCUGCGCUACCAUAUGCGGACUCACACUGGAGAAAAACCGUACAAAUGCCAGUACUGUGACAGUUUUUUCGCCAAUCACACCAACUAUAGGAGACAUGAAAUGACCCAUACCGGUGAUAAACCCCACAAGUGCUCCUAUUGUGAGAAAUCUUUCAUUUUGAAGCGAACGCUCGUAGAUCACGAAAGCACGCACACGGGUGCACCGAAGCAACCUCGCAACAAGGCAAGCAAUCAACGCACUCAGCAAACGAGCAUGCCCGUUGAGCAGUCCGUGGACAUUGUCGAAGUUGACGACGUAGAUCAAGCCAGCAGCAAUGAGAACAGCAAUCAAGAAUCGUCGGAAACUGUCCAGUCGACUGCAAUUGCAGUGUACAACAUUCUGCCCUCAACGUCUGGGAGCUAUGGCUAUGUGCUCAAGUACUGAAUCCAAUUGAGUGUUGUUAUUUUUCUGGGCACCUAAUGAUAA
Messenger RNA from Aedes aegypti (yellow fever mosquito), 2137 nucleotides. RefSeq names its product zinc finger protein 454. Gene Ontology annotation, biological process: regulation of transcription by RNA polymerase II. Gene Ontology annotation, molecular function: RNA polymerase II cis-regulatory region sequence-specific DNA binding; zinc ion binding; DNA-binding transcription factor activity. The transcript has 6 exons. The coding region runs from base 125 to 2095 and encodes 656 amino acids. Lineage: Eukaryota; Metazoa; Arthropoda; Insecta; Diptera; Culicidae. The record is from RefSeq and is a predicted model, not a curated record. Gene Ontology annotation, cellular component: nucleus.